Perognathus longimembris pacificus (Pacific pocket mouse) is the source of this 1371-nucleotide messenger RNA. RefSeq names its product olfactory receptor 51D1-like. Gene Ontology annotation, cellular component: membrane. Gene Ontology annotation, biological process: G protein-coupled receptor signaling pathway. Gene Ontology annotation, molecular function: olfactory receptor activity; G protein-coupled receptor activity. The record is from RefSeq and is a predicted model, not a curated record. The transcript is spliced from 5 exons. Lineage: Eukaryota; Metazoa; Chordata; Mammalia; Rodentia; Heteromyidae.
AUGCCCCUCCGCGCGCCAGGCUCCGCCGUAAGUCCCGCCUACAGCGCCGGAGUCAAUGAGCGGAGGCAACUUCCAGCUGCCGGCCCCGCCUCGCUGGUGACGUUUCGGAUCUCACAUGAAGAUUUUGGAUCUGUUUUGAAUUGUUGUACAAGAUCAGAGAUAGUUCUGAAUGUUAGAUUUUUCUUUCUCCCCAUGGAGGCCAAAAGGUACCUAAGUGGAAAACAAGUAGAUAGAAAUCAGGUCUUGCCUUUGGCCACAGUAGGCAUCAAGACUGAAGUGUUCAGAAGUGACCACAAGAGGGCAGUAUCAAGAAGUCAGAGGCAAAGUUUUCACUGUUCUCUGAGCCAAGAUGAGUUGUUCUUUCUCCUCUUCUCUUUCAUAGACUCUGGAUUUGGGAUAGAGAAGUGACAGCUCUUGGCCCUGGUCAUGGGCACUCCAAAUAGAACUCUGAUUCACCCAGCCUAUUUCCUGCUGGUGGGUAUCCCCGGGCUGGGGCCGACCACACACUUUUGGCUGGCUCUCCCACUGUGCUUUAUGUAUGCCCUGGCCACUCUGGGCAACCUGGCCAUCGUUCUUAUCAUUCGCGUGGAGAGGCGCUUGCAUGAGCCUAUGUACCUCUUCCUGGCCAUGCUUUCCACCACUGACCUCAUCCUCUCCUCUGUCACCAUGCCAAAGAUGGCCAGCCUUUUCUUGACUGGUGUCCAGGAGAUCGAGUUCAAUAUUUGCCUAACCCAGAUGUUCCUUAUCCAUGCCCUGUCUGCCAUGGAGUCAGCUGUUCUUCUGGCCAUGGCGUUUGACCGCUUUGUGGCCAUCUGUCAUCCCUUACGCCACGCUUCGGUACUCACGGGGCCAACGGUGGCCAAGAUCGGGCUAGCUGCCUUGAUCAGGGGAUUCGUGUUCUUCUUCCCUCUGCCUUUCAUCCUGAAGCGGCUGUCGUACUGCCGAGCACAUACGGUCACACAUUCCUUCUGUCUGCACCAAGACAUUAUGAAGCUGUCCUGUACCGACACCACGGUCAAUGUGGUUUAUGGACUCUUCAUCAUCCUGUCAGUCAUGGGUGUGGACUCCCUCUUCAUUGGCUUCUCCUACGUGCUCAUCCUGCGGGCUGUGCUGGCGUUGUCAUCCCGGGGGGCAGCGCUCAAGGCAUUUAACACCUGCAUCUCCCAUCUCUGUGCUGUCCUGGUGUUCUAUGUGCCCCUCAUCGGGCUCUCAGUGGUGCACAGGUUGGGUGGCCCCACCUCCCUGGUCCAUGUGGUCAUGGCGAAUAUUUAUCUCCUGUUGCCACCUGUAGUCAACCCCAUUGUCUAUGGAGCCAAGACCCAGGAAAUCCGCUCAAGGAUGACCCGGAUGUUCUCCCGAGGCGAGAGGUGA